This is a messenger RNA of Pararge aegeria (speckled wood butterfly), 523 nucleotides long. RefSeq names its product heat shock protein 30D-like. Lineage: Eukaryota; Metazoa; Arthropoda; Insecta; Lepidoptera; Nymphalidae. The record is from RefSeq and is a predicted model, not a curated record. The transcript is spliced from 3 exons. Bases 47 to 523 code for a protein of 158 amino acids. Gene Ontology annotation, biological process: response to heat; protein refolding. Gene Ontology annotation, molecular function: protein folding chaperone.
AGUGAUCUUUUAAAAUCAUUUCACACGCAAAAACAUAAAACUAAGCAUGUCUCAAGAUCAGAGCCAAAAUUUGCAGAAUCUUCCCAUCCAGGUUACUGAUACCUUGGUCUUUGACGACUUUUCUUCUAUGAAGGAAAGGUUCGCUGCUCACAUGAAGGAAAUUGACGAAGAAAUGACCAGGCUUAGCAAAAGUCUUGAAGGUCAAUCAGCUAAAACCCAAUCCGGGACAACCACUUCUAAGGAGCCACUUAUCCUGGAUUUUCUUUCCAACUCACGGUUAAUUGAAAGUGAAGGGAAAAACAGAAAAUUGAAGCUACAGUUCGAUGUCAGCCAAUUUGAUGCAUCUGAGAUAACUGUAACCAUACAAGACAACAAGCUUACAGUAUCGGCGACUCACGAGGGCAUCACUGACAGCUCCACCACAGUGAGGCAGUACCAGAGGGAGUUCCACUUCCCACAAGGAAUCGACCCAAAGACCAUCGUGUCCUCAUUGUCGAUUACUAAAACACCGUCCGUGUUUUAG